AUGACAGAAAACUUUAUAACUGUAUUGCAGUGCUGUCUUAGUGGCGUCUGUGCAGUGGCUACAGUCGAAAAUCUCCUUGCGAUUGCAGUGUUUGCUGGCACCAAAAAGCUCCGCAUGAAGUUCUACGCUUUCAUCCUCAACCUGGCCUUGGCUGACCUCGUGUUUGCCAUAGCAGCAAUGUUAGGCACAUGGAUCAAGACACCGGUUAUCAGUGCUUGUAUUAAUGCAACCUUCGCAGUUUCAAUAUUGACUAUUCUUGCCGCUGCCAUCAAUCGCUACCUGGCCCUCUCCCUGAUGCCACCGGCUCGCUACGAUUCACUGGUCACUGGGUGUCGUCUAGUCGGAGUCUGUAUCGUUUUGUGGUGCCUAGGCCUCGGCUUUUGCUUACUUACGUCUGACGCGGACAUCAAAGCAGUAUUAAACGGAGUACAGUACGUUGGAUUAUCACUGGCUGUGUGCAUUGUUUGGGUUAUCACUGCACUUGUUUAUUUCCUGGCUUUCCGUAAGAUCAAACAGUAUACUCCACCUCUUGCAUCCGCGGCGGCAGGCACCAGUGCCAACGCCGAGCGAGAUCAAACCCGAGUCCAGCAGACUCGUCGUUUACUGGUCGUGUUUGUUCUCAUUCUGGCCGUGUCAUUCAUUUCGUGGGUGCCUAUUAGCGUGCUGAGGGUGAUUCGCUUUUUCGAUCGACCGUUUGGGCAAAGUGAUAACUUUCAGGUGUACAUUUGGGGAAGUCGCCUACUCUACACUCUCUCUACCGCGAUCAAUCCGUUGGUAUACUGGUGGCGAUUGGAUAGUUUUAGGGAGGGAUUUCAUUCCUUGUUCUGUCGUUGUGUCACCAAGGCAAAUCCUAGCGAAAUUGAAGCUGACCUGACUACUAAUGACAAAACAAUUGCUGAAUCUGGUUUGUAA
This is a messenger RNA of Patiria miniata (bat star), 912 nucleotides long. RefSeq names its product adenosine receptor A2b-like. Gene Ontology annotation, cellular component: membrane. Gene Ontology annotation, molecular function: G protein-coupled receptor activity. The coding region runs from base 1 to 912 and encodes 303 amino acids. Gene Ontology annotation, biological process: G protein-coupled receptor signaling pathway. The record is from RefSeq and is a predicted model, not a curated record. Lineage: Eukaryota; Metazoa; Echinodermata; Asteroidea; Valvatida; Asterinidae. The transcript has a single exon.